Molecule: messenger RNA, 428 nt
Organism: Portunus trituberculatus (swimming crab)
Lineage: Eukaryota; Metazoa; Arthropoda; Malacostraca; Decapoda; Portunidae
Exons: 3
Coding region: 54-428 (124 amino acids)
Source: RefSeq, a predicted model, not a curated record
UGUAUCGCUUCGCUGUCGUCUUUUGUUGUGGACGUGGCGGAGCGGAGGGGUGUAUGUUGCGCUUUGCCAUUGUCUUUUGUUGUGGAUGUGGCGGAGUGGAGGCAUGGUCAAGACUCAAGGGACAGGUGAACGGGCUGGCCAGUCCAGCAGAUUGGCGUGUGGGGUGUGGAAGGAUACUUGUGACGCUGGAGUGGAUUGGAGGGCGUGUUGUGCAUCUGUGCCGCUACUAUUCGGGUUUGCUGGAAGCGGUAGAUGGUUGGAUACGUGAUGGGGUGUUUAUGCUGUGGGGACGCUGUGUAUAUUUACCUUGUUUGGGAUCUUCUCUCCGGGACAUCUGUGUCGUCAAUACUGUUGAAUCUUUGCCCAAUAAACGGACUGAUGCAACAGCGCUUUUGAUGCCCUGGAGAUGCACUUCCGCGGUCAACUAA